Cryptosporidium ubiquitum is the source of this 1293-nucleotide messenger RNA. RefSeq lists its product as uncharacterized. The transcript has a single exon. Lineage: Eukaryota; Apicomplexa; Conoidasida; Eucoccidiorida; Cryptosporidiidae. Bases 1 to 1293 code for a protein of 430 amino acids. The record is from RefSeq and is a predicted model, not a curated record.
AUGAGGAGAGGAAUUUCUAGUGAUUUUGCAGAUUUUAUUGAAUCUUACCCUUUGAAAAGAACAACAAUACCUUAUUUGGAUGGUAUUUGGACUUGGAUUGAUUGUAAUCCUAAAAAUGUGGAAAAAUUCUGUAGAAUAGACUCUCAAGAAAGCAUUACUGAUCAUGAAGAUAUAAUUGAUGAUUACUACUCUAGAAAAACAGUAAAGCAGUUAUCUAAUAAAAAUCUGGACAAACUAAACAAAUUAAAUUCUGUUUCACAACAUAAUAAGACCAUUAUAAAAAGUGAAAAUCAUGAAUCUUCUGAUUUUGAUUCUAUCGUUAUUUUACACGGUAUUUCGGGUACUGCUGGUGAAUAUUUUAUGUUUAUGAAAAAUAUGCUAAAAUGUGGAUAUAGAAUUAUUUCCGUACAAUAUCCUAUUUAUGAUGAUAUUAAUGAUUGGAUAAGAUCAUUUUCUCUUUUUUUGGAUCAACUUGAGUUAAGUUCAAUACAUUUAUAUGGUAGUGAUUUAGGAGGAUAUUUAAGUAUCAUGUUUUCACAAGAAUACCCAAAUAGAGUAAAAUCACUAAUAUUAUGUAAUGCUUUUUUAUCAACAUUAAAUCUACCAAUACCAUCAAUAGCUUCCACAUUUUUAUAUUUUUGUCCACAAUUUAUUCUUAUAAAGCUAAUUUCUGAAAUAUUUAAAAAUAGAGAAAUUUUAUACUCCUCAAUAGAAGAUAUGGAUUUUAAUUCAACCAUUUCUAAUGAUAAUAAUUGUAACAGUAAUAAUAUAUACGAUAAACUAUAUAAUCAAUCAUUAAAUUUUGUAAUUGGACAAUUAUAUUCUCUCUCAAAUAAUGAUCUAGCUUCUAGACUAAGUUUUGUAUUAUCAGGUGAUGAAACAUCGUCCAUAUUAAAUUUAUCAAAAUUCUCAAGUUUAUUAGAUAAUAAAAGGAUUACAUUUAUUUAUAGCCCAGAUAACUCUUUUGAUGAUCAUAAUUUCAUUAAUUCUAUCACCAAAUUUGAAAAUGUUAAACUUGCUCAACUUAAAUAUGGUGGAGAUUUUCCUCAUCUUUCAAAUCCUGAUGAUAUCUCCUUAUUUUGCCAAGUACAUCUCAGAAAUUGUAAUGCUAAAAAAUUUGAUUCCUCCUCAUUUAUUAAUAAUGAUGCUUUGAAUAAUAAACAAAAUUCUACUACUAACUUAUCAAACUCUAACUCUAUUUCCAGUCCAACUAGUUCUAAUUUUUAUGACAUGCCUUAUCCAGGUAACAUCAUCCAUCAUGAAUCAUCAUUUGACUAUAAUAUUAUUAAUUGA